This is a messenger RNA of Nycticebus coucang (slow loris), 2650 nucleotides long. RefSeq names its product endosomal transmembrane epsin interactor 3 (gene ENTREP3). Bases 63 to 2066 code for a protein of 667 amino acids. The transcript has 12 exons. Gene Ontology annotation, cellular component: membrane. The record is from RefSeq and is a predicted model, not a curated record. NCBI's taxonomy places the organism in Eukaryota, Metazoa, Chordata, Mammalia, Primates, Lorisidae.
UGAGAUGCUCUCAAGUGCCAGGGGGUGCCGAGCCAGGGGCGGGCAGCCGGGCGGCAGGCACGAUGCCCUCGCCUAGCGACUCCAGCCGCUCUCUGACCAGCCGGCCCAGCACCCGGGGCCUUACCCACCUCCGCCUCCACCGACCCUGGCUGCAGGCCCUGCUCACGCUGGGGUUGGCGCAGGUGCUCCUGGGCAUCCUGGUGGUCACCUUCAGCAUGGUGGCCUCUUCCGUCACCAGCACUGAGAGCAUCAAGAGGUCUUGCCCGUCUUGGGCUGGGUUUUCGCUGGCGUUCUCCGGGGUAGUUGGCAUUGUGUCCUGGAAGCGGCCAUUUACUCUAGUGAUCUCCUUCUUCUCCUUGCUUUCGGUGCUCUGUGUCAUGCUUAGCAUGGCUGGCUCUGUUCUCUCCUGUAAGAAUGCUCAGUUGGCCCAAGACUUUCAAGAAUGCUCCAUGGAUGGGAAGGUCUGUGUGUGCUGUCCCUCUGUUCCUCUACUCCGGCCCUGUCCAGACUCAGGGCAGGAACUGAAAGUUACCCCUAACGCCACCUGUGAUGAAGCCCGAGGGGCCCUCAAGAACCUGCUCUUCAGCGUCUGUGGACUCACCAUCUGUGCUGCCAUAAUCUGUACCCUCUCUGCUAUUGUCUGCUGCAUCCAAAUCUUCUCUCUGGACCUCAUGCAUACACUGGCUCCUGAGCGCUCAGUCUCGGGCCCUCUGGGGCCUCUGGGCUGUGCGUCCUCGCCCCCAGCCCCUCUCCUGCACGCCAUGCUGGAUCUGGAGGAAUUUGUACCACCUGUGCCACCACCACCCUACUAUCCCCCAGAGUACACCUGCAGCUCAGAAACAGAUGCACAGAGCAUCACAUACAAUGGCUCCAUGGACAGCCCAGUGCCCUUGUACCCUGCUGAUCGCCCCCCUUCUUAUGAGGCCGUCAUGGGGCUACGAGGAGACAGCCAGGCCACCCUCUUUGACCCUCAGCUUCAUGAUGGCUCUUGCAUCUGUGAACGAGUGGCCUCCAUUGUAGAUGUGUCCAUGGACAGUGGGUCUCUGGUGCUGUCGGCCAUCGGCGACCUUCCUGGGGGCUCCAGCCCGUCAGAGGACUCUUGCCUGCUGGAGCUGCAGGGUUCAGUGCGCUCUGUUGACUACGUGCUCUUCCGCUCCAUCCAGCGUAGCCGAGCAGGCUACUGCCUCAGCCUGGACUGUGGCCUGCGGGGCCCCUUUGAGGACAGCCCCCUGCCACGGCGGCCCCCACGGGCUGCCCGCUCCUAUUCCUGUUCUGCCCCAGAGGCCCCACCCUCACUGGGUGUCCCUACUGCUGCCCGCAGCUGCCACCGGCUAGAGGGCUGGCCACCCUGGGUAGGACCCUGCUUCCCUGAGCUGAGGCGGCGGGUUCCCCGGGGAGGCAGCCGCCCACCUGGGGCCCCUCCCACCCGAGCCCCCACUCGCCGCUUCAGCGACAGCUCAGGUUCCCUCACUCCCCCGGGGCACCGGCCUCCUCAUCCGGCUUCCCCACCACUGCUGCUGCUGCCACGGUCCCACAGCGACCCAGGCAUCACCACCGCCAGCGAUACGGCUGACUUCAGGGACACUUAUACCAAAGUGCUUGAGGAAGAAGCUGCUUCUGUUUCCUCUGCAGAUACAGGGCUCUGCUCUGAAGCCUGCCUCUUCCGCCUAGCCCGCUGCCCUUCCCCCAAGUUACUCCGUGCCCAUUCAGCUGAGAAACGGCGUCCUGUAGCCACCUUCCAGAAAGUUCCUCUGCCCUCAGGCCCUGCCCCUGCCCACUCCCUGGGGGACCUAAAAGGCAGCUGGCCAGGCCGGGGCCUGGUCACUCGUUUUCUCCAGAUGUCCAGGAAGGCCCCAGACCCCAGUGGGUCUAGAACUCAUGGACAUAAGCAGGUGCCCCGGAGUCCGUGGGGCCGACCAGGCCGAGAGAGCCUCCACCUUCGCAGCUGUGGGGACCUGAGCUCCAGCUCUUCCUUGCGGCGUCUCCUGUCUAGCCGCCGGCUGGUGCGUGGUACCCGCCCUCACAGCCUCAGCCUCAAUGGGGGCAGCAGGGAGACUGGGCUGUGACCUGGGCUGCUUGUCAAUGCUGGGGCACCAGAUACCAGCUGGUUGAGAUUAGCACCUUCCAGUACCCCUUGCACUGGCUGGCACAAAAAGAAACCUGCUGCAUACCCCAAAGUGUCCCUUUCCUUCUUACCUCUGGGGGCUCCUGAUGCUUACCUCUGCCCCUCUGGACUAGGAGAGCUUUUGUCCUGUGCUGCAUGAGUAUUCAGGCUGUGGGAGGAGAUACCCCUGCUUAUAGCAUUGGAGGAGGAAAAUGAUUAAACUCCUGCCCCCACUCCCACCCCCCACGGCAUGAGAGUGGCCUUUUCUGAUAUGCAGGGGCACUAUGGUCAGGAGAAAGGUAUGGUCCCAGGUUGAAUAAGUCCAAGGAAUGUGUGCCUGAGUGGGGUGGCAAGGCAGGCAUGAAGAGUCAGAAAACUCUGGGUAGCUCUUCGCUUUGGGUGGUCACCUCUAGCUGCAUGACCUUGGGCAAGUUAUUUAACCCCAACUGCCUGAUUGAUAAAACAUUGUGAAAGUGAAUGUUUAUAAACCUCUUAAACUAUGUAAGCCUUCAAUAAAUUUCAGUUUUCCCCUUCUAUCUUGGAUCA